Aspergillus luchuensis is the source of this 1422-nucleotide messenger RNA. RefSeq lists its product as uncharacterized. NCBI's taxonomy places the organism in Eukaryota, Fungi, Ascomycota, Eurotiomycetes, Eurotiales, Aspergillaceae. The record is from RefSeq and is a predicted model, not a curated record. The transcript is spliced from 12 exons. Bases 1 to 1422 code for a protein of 473 amino acids.
AUGGCCGAACUUGUUCCAUAUUUCGAUGGCAUGCAGCAAGGACAGGGAUACAAUACCUACCUUCAACAAAUUGGUGUAGCAGAUGCUGUCACUAUCACUCCGGGCCAACCGGAGUCUGCCACCUACGACCUCUUCUAUAGUAGUGAAAGGAUCGAUGAUUACACAAAGCUUGCGCAGUCCUUGGAAAUAAGUGCUGGCGCUGCUAUUUCUGGUUGGGGACAGUCUUCCCAAAUCGACGCUAGCUAUCUUGAUCGGCUAAGUUUUGAAAGCAGUACGGUGACCUAUCAAGUCCAGGUAUCAUCCAGACAGCAGGCAUCAAUCGGGAAUUCGUACUCGUUUAAUCAAAUAAUCACCGAUACUCCGAAUAAGUUGUACGGAGACCGUUUUAUUGCAGAUUUCAUUCGAGGUGGCCAAUACUUUGCUCGCGUCUCCAUUUCCGCAGUCAACAAAUCCACCAGUCAAGAGAUCAGACAGGCAUCGGAGGUUGCUUUCUCUAUGUACGGAGUCACCGGCUCCGUCACAAACGAAGUGAGAAGUGCCGUGGAGACCAUCAACAGACACUCUCGCGUCACUGUCUGGAUCCAUACCUCUGGAGGCGGAGGCCGAUCUGGAGUUAUCCACGCAGAACCCCACGACGGUGAAGACUCGCCUCUUUUUGCGAUCAAGGAAGGCGCAGAUAACUUCUACCAGGAGUUGAGGGAGGGAAAGCAUAGAUAUAGACGAUUUGCACUCCUGUGGAGAUACACCAACGUGCCGAAUUUCAACAAUGCAUUCACGCCUUUUGACUAUGCUUUUGCGAAUCAGAGGAGCUGGUACCUAUUUGGAGAUUUUACGCAAUAUGAUGCGUACCUUGAACUCAUUAGGAAGAUCCCAGUUCAAAAGUUCAUCAACGGCAGAGAGCAACAGGCUGAACUGUAUGAAGAAGGGGCCAACAUACUCUCGGUCAUCCGCACCAAAGUCCAAGCAGUCAACGAAAACCCAGAAGAAAUAAACUCCCCAAUCUCAUAUCCCAUCCCAGAGGACUACAAGAAACUAGUCCUGCUAGCCAUCAGAACAGUAACCAUGAUUGCACAAGAACGAACCCUCGACAACGGCAGCUUCAGCGACAUCGCACUCCCAACCCUCCAAGGAAACGCCCGCACGCUCUUCAAAUUCCAGACCUACGACUUCGACACCGGAUUCGGGAACACGGUUGUUUCCUUUGGCAGACGAGACUCAUCGUUCAUAUGUCUAAGCGGACAGCGAGUAUCCGAUGGAUAUCGAGAAGAAAGCGUCUUUUGGGCAUUUGAAGACCCGGUUGAAGAGGUCUCAGAGCAACAGGUUCAUGUGGCCAGUAUGCGAACGAGAGAUUUGUUGCUUUUGAGUCGGACGGAUCCUGGUCCGAGGCCGUUGUUUACAUUUUAUGCGAAGAGUAGUUGGUAA